GUACACCAGUCCGCCAGCCGCGAUGCGAUGUGGAGUACAGACUAGUGACUAGUGAAGUGCCUGUGCCAAGUGUAGUGAUUCAAGAUGGUUUAGUGAUCAGUGUAAGUUUUGUGUUGUGAUGGUUGUUUUGUUGCACUCUCCCAUUGUGAUGCCUGAGGAAACUCGGUGGUUUUGAAUAGUGCAGCAAACUAACUACGACUUUCUAUCAGUGUUGUGAGUGAGUGAGAGAAAGGAUGUUCUGAAGACAAGGGUGGACCAUCAUGAGCGAGGGACCAUGGCGGAGCCCCAAAAGAGUAAAACCCUCUACUCCUCAGCUGUAGCGGCUCUUGGCUUCGUCUCGUUUAUAUUGGCUGCAGCUGCUGUCGCCUUGCCGCUUUGGGGCUACUACGAGAGCACAUCAGGAAACAUGGGGCAAUCAUUUGAGCCUUUGUUUGAGUCUUACAGUGGUCCGGGGUCUGAGAAGGGCUACUUCGGACCAUGGACUCUCUGCAAGGAGCUGCUCUACGGCAGGACCAAGUGUGGGGACAAUGUGUCCAGGUUUCAGCCACAUGGGGCUGUGCGGAUAGCAGGGUACAUGGGAGCUCUGGGAGUGUUGUGUCUGGCUGCCUUCUGUGUCCUCAGUGUCAUCCAGCUGGCUAUGAUAGUCUCCAAGGACAAAGUGGUGAUGAAGUAUACAGCAGCAGUCACCGCCAAGCUGGGCUUAGCCCUUCUCGCUACUAUGUUUGGUAUUGCCGCAGCCGGCCUGUUUGCUUUACAAACAGAUGAUAGAGCGAACGACUUCCAAGUUCAUAGAGGAGAGUCUUUCUAUGUUAUGGUAGUUCUCAUAGUACUAACGUUCCUACUGUUUAUCGGGGCGUUGUACGACAUGUUGUUCGCCCGUCGGGCCGGGGGUGACCCUACGAUGUCGUCCAUAGAUCCUAACGGUGUUGACGCUAUGACCUACAAUAACCCUGGCUUCAGGGACAAGCGGUCAACUCAUCCAGGAGGAAGUGUAUCAGUGACAGAUGCCAGUGGGAAGCCCUACGCCCACUCCGGCACAAACGGCAGUAUGGUUACAUUGUCUACCACUCUGUCUUCCAAUGGCUCCACCACGGGCGACACAGCUGCCUCAAUCACAAGAAGCCCACUUCGAUCGAGCUUAAAAAAGCCAAGACCAGCAAAUGCGAACAACGGUCUCGGCAUCCAAAACCCAGGCUUUAGUGGUACUUCUCCGACACUCUCUCGAAAUGGAAGCACCGUCAAGAAAGUCCGAAUACAAACUCAUAGUACAGCAGUAUAGUGUUAACGAUAGUUAUCUGUAAAAUGGCAAUCACAAGACUGUAAACUAUUGUAAAACUGAUAAAGCAAUAAUUGAUAAAACUAUAAGAGAUCAUCAGAUUUACUAGCUACAAUCUGGCCCUAGUACACAACAAAAAAUAAUUUUACUUCUUUAACAAAUGAUCUGUGUAUUUCUACAUAAUAUUAAAGUGAACCUUCUAGAGGAUAAGUGGUUGCUUGGUACUCGAUGUUAAUUACAAUGGAAAUUGUGAAAGAUAGUUCAUAAACAUUAUUUUGUAUCACACUUUUAACAUACAGCCAUUAGGUGUAACUAAAUGAGGUUUUGGGGGCUGUAACCUCUCAUCAGUAUGAAUUUUAAUACAUCAUAGUUGAAAAUCGGCAAGUAUCAUUUUAUCAUUUUAUAAGUUUAUCAUUUUUAUCACCUACCAGAUUUAUAAGGAAAUGUUUUCUUUAAUAUUACAUUUUAAAUGCCUGAAAACUCACAGUUAUUCAUCUGAAAUUUCAACAUUUCCUGGUAGAGCCUCCUUUAGACUUUUAGUAGCUAAGCCCCCUCAAUUACGCACCCUAGUUACACCUAUAAAUGUAUCCAUUAUGACAAUUUAUAAACGACAUUGGGUUUGAAAACAGCUCUAUUCUUAAUGUUUACCCCUUUUCUGUCUAUUAUUAAAUAGAAAUGUUAUUUGAAAAUUAUGUCUGUUGACAUAUUUAGCCAACUAUUGACGUGACUUUACUAAACAAUAAAUGCAUAUAUGAUCUCAGCAAUAUUUUUGCCACAGUGAAAUACAACUUUAUGUAAGACAAAUCACCAUAAAAUGUGUAAUAAUUAUAAUGUGUUACAUUGUGAAAGAAGAAAAUUAGUUUGGUGGUUUUAAUACUCCAUCACACGUAAUUUCAUAUUGUAUAAUAUCUUGAAGCAGCGGCCUUAUCCAUAUUUAUAUGAAUUCAUAUUUCUAUUAAAUUUAUUACCUCCUCUGGUUGUAUAUAUUUAAAAAUAUAUUAGUAUUUAUCACACAGUAUUGUUUGAUACUUGUAAAUAUGUUUAAGUUUUAGUUUAAUGGUUGGGAGAAAACAUUCCGUCCAAUUUUGUUUUGUUAGGUGGCUAGUUAUAAAAUGUAAUUUAUUUUUAAAUUUGUAAAAUAUUGUAUAAAAGAAAUAUAUUUACAAUGAUAUGCUUUAAUGGUGAUUCUCAAUCUUGAAUCACUUAAAAGAUUGAAAAGAUUUGUAAAACUAUAUCGACAAUCAAUUUAAAACAGUACAUAAUAAAAAUUUAGGACUUUUUAUGAUUCAGAGCAUGCAAUUUUAACAUUUUUAUUUUUAGUAUAUUUUUAUCAAACAGAGUUUUCUAACACUUCCUAUUAGUGUCAUUGCAAUAUGUCAAUUAUUCAUAAGUAUUUUUCACAUCAUUUUUUCAUGAGUAAAUAGAACAUUGUUUUUAUAAUAUACAUUUUUGUAGUCAAAACAUGCAUUUUUAUGUAUUUGACACCAUUAUCAAAUACAUAAAAUUAUUACCAAAGAGAUAUGAAUUACCCUCUGUAAAAGAUGUCUUAAAGACAGAAACUUCCUUCAAAAGGAUCUAUGUUGAUUAAAAAUGUGUUUUAAAAACAUUCUUUAGGCAGUUUGUAAAAAAAAUACAACAGAAAUAAUGUGUAAGACCACAAGGACUAGACAAGCCCAAAGUCAAGUCAAUGUAGCCAAGACCAAUUCAUUGUACUCUAUGUGGUAAACAAAUUCACAUAAAACCUUUACCGAAAAAAUAGACAAAAGAUAAAUGCCUAUUUUACAACCUUAAUAUGGUAAAGUUCUAGGUUCUAGUAUACAAUACCAUAAAAUGUGGCCACAAUUAACUAUUAAAGGAAGUCAUUCAGUCAUCUUUCCGUGUGUUGUACAUUGAUCUGUUGAUUAUAUCUAAAAACUCUACCUUUUGUUCAUAUGACCAUUAGCUAUUGGAUACUGAAGUUGUACCAAUAGUCAAAGAUAUGACUAAACUAAUUCAAUAUUUCGAGUCCUUUUAUAGUUAUUGUAAGGUGUGCUGAUGCCAACCUAAUUGUUUAUGGUUUCAUACUACUUUUAAAAUAUAACUGAAAAUGAAUCACACAUUUUAUAGGAAAUUAUAUUAAUUUGGCAACAGCAUUAGCCAUCAUUAGGUAUAUUAAAAAGGUCCUUAAAUGCUACAGUGGCAAUGAUAAAUUUUCUUUUAUUUGAAUAUUGUAAAAAGUGACAUCAAAUGUUAGCUAAUGAUUUAAAUAUAAUGUGACAAACAGUACUGCACUUUUCUACUGGGCUAAAAAUAUAAUUUUACAGUAAAAGAAAGUUCAUUUAUAUCAAAUUUAUGAUAAGUCAUUAUAAAAUAGCCUAAUCAAAGUAUUUACGGUAUGUAAAAAUCAUUAAAAUUUAUCAUGCACUUAAAAUUGAAUGUGAAUGUUUGGAUUGAAUGUUGUGAUAUUUGUUAUUGUUAAAUUUUCCAAGAUAUAUAAAUAUGUAUAAAAUAGUGCAAUAGAAAUGUAUAACAUAUGUUUAAAGAAAAUGUAAAUUUUUCAACACUCGAGGGAAAAUAUCUUCCAUUUUGAUUAAAGAAAUUUACAUUUUGUUGAA
Molecule: messenger RNA, 3870 nt
Organism: Macrosteles quadrilineatus (aster leafhopper)
Lineage: Eukaryota; Metazoa; Arthropoda; Insecta; Hemiptera; Cicadellidae
Exons: 9
Coding region: 275-1279 (334 amino acids)
Source: RefSeq, a predicted model, not a curated record